AAUUAAAAACGCAUGAUGAUAAUAAUAAUACUUCUACUACUACAAUGCAGCAAUUGCCCCACACACAGGAAGGCAACGCCGUGCGGCGGGUGGAGCGCUGCAGGUGUUCCCGGGCCAUUGCCGCUGCUGCUGCCGCCGCCGCCGCGUCGCGGGGAGUGGCUGCACCUGGCCGGGCUCCGCCUCACGUCACGCCGCCUGCUCCCCGGGGCUCCUCUCACCUGCACCAUGUCGGCUCCCGCUGUAAACGCCAACGCCAACACCAACCCUAACUCGGUGUCUUUCCCGGCUCCGCGGGUAACCCUACCCCUCGGCAUACCGGUGCUACAAACCUACUCCGGUGCAUUCAUCUGUUUGGAGAUAUUGUUCGGAGGCCUGGUGUGGAUUCUGGUCGCCUCGUCUAACGUGCCGGUGCCUCUGUUGCAAGGAUGGGUGAUGUUCGUGUCGCUCACCAUGUUCGUGGGCUCUUGCCUCUACCUGUCGGUGUAUCUUUGCGGGCUGGCCGACCGGGUGGACACAGACUGGAAUAUGGUGGACUUUGUCUAUCACUUCAUCGCCUUUGUAUUCUACUUUGGGGCAUCACUGCUUGAAGCUGCAACAACGUCUGCGGCUGUAGAUCCUGGAAGCUUUAAUGGAACCUUAGGGGGAGCUAAGUUGAUAACUUUACUAGAUUUUCGACAGUACAGUAUCAAUGUUGUUGCUACGAUAUUUUCAUUUGUCGUUACCCUGUGUUACGCCUGUAGUCUGACUCUUGCCUUGAGAAGAUGGAAACUGUAAAUCGGUGCCCAUGAACUAUAUGGAAAGAUAGAGGUGGCUGGAUUCAUUUCGCUGACACACCACUUGCAUUGCUGAAAGACUCGUCCCAAGACCAAGGGUGGUCCUUCAAAGGCCAAUACUGUUUUAUACUGGGGUGAUUUUGCAGCAGUGUCUUUUGUUAAUAAAUUAAUAACAUUUUUGUGAUUAUUUUCAGUGUUAAGAUCUAAAACUUGUGAAAGAAUAAAUUGGAUUCCAAUCUGUCGGAAUGUUCAGUGUGUUACUCAACAGUUAUAGGUUUCACAAUAUAUUUGAUUGCAGUAUCAGAGUUUAUGUACAGUAAAAGAUUUGGGGUGAAGGGAAUAAAAAAAAUCCCAAGGACUGAAAUCAUGUUUAUCUGCUUGCAUAAACACUUUUUUUAAAUGUAAUCAUUUUCAUUCGUGCUUGUGAAUUUUCAUAUUGCAUAAUUUAUUUACAUGAUAUAACCUUUACACUCUUGAGAUUCAGUACAUUAAAUGGGUAAAUAUGAAGUAUUGUGAAACAAGUCAAAUUUGUUUUUAUUAAAUCCCAGUUUUUUUAGUUUUCUUACACAAUAUAUCAGGAGCUUUUUGUUAUGGAAGAAAUAGCCUUGUAUUAUAUGUGCUAGUUAAAAUGAAGAUGUUUCUAAGUAGGUCAGGGAGUUUGGGAUAUAUUAAUAAUUCUCUGAUCAGUAGUAAUGCUUUAAGGGUUUGUGGUUAAUCUGACAAGAAUUGCUUCAUGCUAAUCAACUGAAGUCCUUUUACUGAACAAAUGUAUACCAUCUUAACACUGGUUUGCCACAUGGUGCAGAGUUUUGUCACGUUAAACCUAGUUAUUUAAAUGUGUAGAGCUCUUGCUGUAGACUGCAUGAAUACCUUCAGUCCAUUCUCAGCUUAAAAAGCCAUUCCCAUUGUUUAUGGUUUUCAUGAUGUGCCUAAAAUUGUUAUUCAAAACCUUUCAUCCAGCAUCCAUAAUUCGACUAACCAGCAGAAGAAGAGAUUACUAUUUUUUUUCCAGACAGAUAUGAUUUCAUAAUUGGUGAUUUUUAUUUUUACUAACAAAACAGUGUGAUUUGGUUUACCACAGAUAUUUCUCUCGGUUUUCAUUGGGUAUUUUUUUUUUGGUUGCUCCAAUAUUUGCUCCAAUAGGAAAACUGUAAUUUGACAUCAGGCUGCUGAUUCAUAACUUCAACCAUCUCGGAGCAAGUAUUAAUCCGAUACCAAGUAAUUAAUCUAUCAUACACUUCAGUUUGGUCAAUUUCGCAAAUACACUUUUGCAAAUCAUCAACACAAGCUAAAUAUUCCCUAAUUUGCUAUCAUACUUUCCAAUGGUAUACAUUGUGGUUUUCUUGAUUCUGACUAGUCUAAUGUUUAUCCUAGUUUUUUAACAGUAAUUGCACUGAAUAAAGGUUGUAAUCUGA
Molecule: messenger RNA, 2188 nt
Organism: Leucoraja erinaceus (little skate)
Lineage: Eukaryota; Metazoa; Chordata; Chondrichthyes; Rajiformes; Rajidae
Gene: mal2
Product: mal, T cell differentiation protein 2
Exons: 4
Coding region: 13-774 (253 amino acids)
Biological process (GO): myelination
Cellular component (GO): membrane
Molecular function (GO): structural constituent of myelin sheath
Source: RefSeq, a predicted model, not a curated record